CUCAAUUUGUCCGUACUAUGAAACAGAGAUCGAGCGAGGUGAAAACAUAAGUUUUUUCAUAUUGUUGUUAAAGAACAAUAGUUAUAAUAGUUAUUGCUAUAACUUAAGUUAUCUGUAGAUGUAUAGGAACAAAUACAGCUUAAUUUUCAGAAAAUUCUAAUAUGGCUGCAAUAAAUAAAGGUAAAUCUGAAAAAAAGGCGACUCCACGUAACACGCAACGCAAAUCCACAAAAAAAAAUAAAGUUAAGGCCAAGAAAGGAGUAGUAAAAGUUGUUCGAACAACGAGGCCAAAGAGAAGGAAAUAUACAACAUCAGAUGUACAAAAUGCUUUGAAAGCUAUCAAGAAUUGUUCAAUGAGAAAAGCAUCAUUAGUAUUUAAUAUACCCUUAGCUACACUUUCUAGAAAGAAUAAAAAUCCACAAAGUUUGGAAAAGAAACCUGGCACGGGUCCUGUCUUGGGAGUUGAAACUGAAGCUAAAAUUGCUCAAUGGAUUAAGCACAGAGCACAAAAUGGUUUUUCAGUGACCAAGGAUCAGGUACUCGAUGCAGUUGAUUCAUACGUCAAAGCAGAAAAACUGCCAAAUCCAUUCGCCGAAGACAGGCCAGGAAGACAUUGGUUUGAAGCUUUUAAAAAACGUCAAGGUGUUUUAACCAUUCGCAAAGCCCAACAGCUCAGUCACACCAGAGCUGAAGUGACUCAGGAAGAUUUAAAAGAAUGGUUUAUUUCUGUGGAAAAGUUCUUGGCAUCAAAAGACAUCAUGCACUUGGAUCCAAGUCGAGUUUUUAACUGCGACGAAACCAGUUUAAAGUACAGCUAGAGAAAGAACAGAAAAAGGAGAUUAUUGAAAAUAAAAUGUCAGAAAAAAAAAUUGCAGGCAGAUAAAAAAGAAAUUGGUAAAAGGAAAAUUCCUUUCCUAGAGGAAAUAAAAACCAUUGAAUUUAAAAUUUUGAGAGCCAAUCCGGAAGAAAUCAAUUCACUAAACUUAAUUAUUAAA
Messenger RNA from Trichogramma pretiosum, 995 nucleotides. RefSeq lists its product as uncharacterized. The transcript has 3 exons. The record is from RefSeq and is a predicted model, not a curated record. NCBI's taxonomy places the organism in Eukaryota, Metazoa, Arthropoda, Insecta, Hymenoptera, Trichogrammatidae. The coding region runs from base 162 to 818 and encodes 218 amino acids.